Ailuropoda melanoleuca (giant panda) is the source of this 1807-nucleotide messenger RNA. It is a transcript of the gene BHMT2, whose product is annotated as betaine--homocysteine S-methyltransferase 2. The transcript is spliced from 8 exons. Gene Ontology annotation, cellular component: cytosol. Gene Ontology annotation, molecular function: S-methylmethionine-homocysteine S-methyltransferase activity; zinc ion binding. The record is from RefSeq and is a predicted model, not a curated record. Lineage: Eukaryota; Metazoa; Chordata; Mammalia; Carnivora; Ursidae. The coding region runs from base 38 to 1129 and encodes 363 amino acids. Gene Ontology annotation, biological process: L-methionine salvage.
GCUCUCCCGGACCCGGUGCCCACACAGUUGCGCCGUGAUGGCACCUGCCGGAGGCCCCUGGGCCAAAAAGGGUAUUUUGGAACGUCUGGAGAGUGGAGAGGUUGUGGUUGGAGAUGGCAGCUUUCUCCUAACUCUGGAGAAGAGGGGCUACGUGAAGGCUGGGCUCUGGACUCCGGAAGCGGUAGUAGACCAUCCCGAUGCAGUUCGUCAACUUCACACAGAAUUCUUGAGAGCAGGAUCAAACGUCAUGCAGACUUUUACCUUUUCUGCCAGUGAGGACAAUAUGGAAAGCAAGUGGGAAGCUGUGAAUGAGGCUGCGUGUGACCUUGCCAGGGAAGUGGCUGGCAAAGGUGACGCCUUGGUAGCAGGGGGGAUCUGCCAGACAUCACUGUACAGACACCACAAGGAUGAAGUUCGAGUUAAAAAACUCUUUCAACUCCAGCUCGAGGUUUUUAUAAAGAAAAACGUGGACUUCUUGAUUGCAGAGUAUUUUGAGCACGCCGAAGAAGCCGUAUGGGCUGUGGAAGUCUUAAAAGAAUCGGGUAAGCCUGUGGCAGCUACCAUGUGCAUAGGCCCAGACGGAGACAUGCAUGGUGUGACACCUGGAGAAUGUGCUGUUAAGCUGGUGAAGGCAGGGGCUGCAAUCGUGGGCGUGAACUGCCGCUUUGGGCCCAGCACCAGCUUGAAGACAAUGCGGCUCAUGAAGGAGGGUCUGCGGGCCGCAGGGUUGAAGGCACACCUGAUUGUGCAGUCCCUGGGCUUCCACACUCCUGACUGUGGCAAAGGCGGGUUUGUGGAUCUCCCGGAAUACCCAUUUGGACUAGAGCCCAGAGUUGCAACCAGAUGGGAUAUUCAAAAAUAUGCCAGAGAGGCCUACAAUCUGGGGGUCAGGUACAUUGGCGGGUGCUGUGGAUUCGAGCCCUACCACAUCAGGGCAAUCGCAGAGGAGCUGGCCCCCGAAAGGGGCUUUUUGCCCCCAGCUUCGGACAAACACGGUAGUUGGGGAAGUAGCCUUAAUAUGCACACCAAACCCUGGAUUCGAGCCAGGGCUAGAAGGGAGUAUUGGGAAAAUCUGCUGCCAGCUUCGGGCAGACCUUUCUGUCCUUCACUGUCACGGCCGGAUAACUAAGAAGUGGUGAAAGAAAACACUGAAAUGACAGCACAGAAAGAAAUCUGGAACUCUUCCUCGCCUUUACCCUCUGCCCACCCUGCUCUCUCCAGCUGAACAGCGAAUGUGCUCCUGGCCCUUCAGUUCAGGUCAACAUAUGCACCUUGCACUCCAGCUGUGGACAAACCCCCAGCUGGAUGCUGCAGGAGAUGCAAAGAUGAUGAGAAAGGCCCCUGGUCCUCCAGUUACUUACUGUCCAGCCAUGCUGUGGUACCUUCUUCAGAAAGUCAUCAAGAACAGCAAAACUCGUCUUUUAGGGUAAAUUUGAGAUUUUAAAAUAAACAGAAGUCACUGAACACCAAAUCUGUUGAUUAAUUCAGGCAACUUAGCUGGGUGCUUAAGGAAGAUAGAGGAGCAAUGAGUUUGCUUUUCUUCCAUGAUUUGUAUAAUGACUCCAAGGGCAAUCCCAAAGGAAUAGAUGAAAAAAAUGUUUUGAGCAAUGGCAGGGUUAUUGAAAUAAGUGUAUAACCUUCCAAAAUGAUUACUUUCAAAGAUGAUUUUACUUAAAGGUGGUAGGUCCUUUAAAAAAAAAAAGGUAUUAGGUUCUAGAAUUUUUUAAAUGUGUCUUUAAGAGGGGCACCUUGGUGGCUCAGUCAGUUAAACGUCCGACUCUUGAUUUCUGCUCAGGUCAUGUUCUCA